Penicillium atrosanguineum is the source of this 1755-nucleotide messenger RNA. Its product is annotated as sugar porter family MFS transporter. The transcript is spliced from 2 exons. Lineage: Eukaryota; Fungi; Ascomycota; Eurotiomycetes; Eurotiales; Aspergillaceae. Gene Ontology annotation, molecular function: carbohydrate:proton symporter activity. The record is from RefSeq and is a predicted model, not a curated record. Gene Ontology annotation, cellular component: membrane. Bases 1 to 1755 code for a protein of 584 amino acids. Gene Ontology annotation, biological process: transmembrane transport; carbohydrate transport.
AUGCCGGGCCAUGUGAGCGCCGGUAUAUCAAGAACCUCCACCCUCGCCCCGACUCCUGAAUCCAUUGUCUCUUCUUGGCGGACUCGGUUGGACAGCUGGUGGAUCCAUACUUCGACUUCAUUUACUUCAUACUCCCAGCUUCCUCAGAACCACGACGAGGAUCAGUUGGGUCAGCUAGAUCCCGGAAUGGAGGCAUUACGCCUCUCCAAGGCCCGAUGGCGCACGUACUGGCUAGCCGUCGUACUGUGUUGCGGCGGUGCACUAUUUGGAUAUGACUCUGGUGUUAUCGGUGGUGUUCUCACCUUCGAAUCAUUCCAAUCCUCAUUUGCAUUCAGCAGCGCAAAUGAAACCAGUGUAAGCUCCAUCGCAGUCGGCAUCCAACAAGCCGGCGCCCUGGCCGGCUGCUUCAUCAUUUGGCCAGUAACCAACCGCUGGGGCCGCAAGAUCGCCAUGAUGUCCUGCUCCGUGGUCUUCUGCAUCGGCGUCGUCCUAGAGAUCAUAGACGCCCACUCCCUACCACUCUUCUACGUUGGUCGAGUAGUAUGCGGCCUCGGUGUUGGCGGCUCAGCGACCGUCAUCCCAAUCUACAUGUCCGAAAUGAGCCCAAAAGAAAUCCGCGGCCAACUAGGUAGCUGUUACCAGCUCACCUACACCAUCGGCAUCCUAGUAUCUUACUGGAUAGACUACGGCGUCAAAUCCAUGCCUUCCACCGCUACCCAAUGGCAGCUCCCAAUCGGGCUCCAACUCGUCCCUGGCGCAUUGAUGGGCCUGGGAAUGUUCACGCUUGAUGAAAGCGUCCGCUGGCUCCUAGCACACGGCAAAACAGACGAAGCAUGGCGCAGUCUAGUCUGGAUCCGAGCCGGUGAUGGUCCCGCCGUAAGGGAUGAGUUCGCCCAGAUGUGCCGCGGCCUCGAAGAAGAGCGCCACGCUACAGCGGGCUUCAGACCCCGGGAACUCCUUGAGUGGCCGAACAUGCACCGCCUGCUUAUCGGCGCUGGCCUCUUCUUAGCACAGCAAUCAACGGGCUCGACGGCACUGGCUUACUUUGGCCCGCAGUUCUUUUCCCUGCUCGUCGGGCCAGGGGACCAGAACCUACUGCUGACGGGUAUAUUUGGCGCGAUCAAGGUGGCGGCUUGUCUUAUCUUUGUGCUGUUCAUGUCCGACCGGUUCGGACGGCGCCCGGUGCUGGCUGCCGGGGCUUCGUUUAUGGCUAUUUGCAUGCUUGCGACGGCGGGCGUGGUUAAGAAUUAUCCGCCACAGGAUGGGGUGGUUAGCUCAGCGGGCAUUGCGACCAUUGCGCUAAUUUAUCUCGAUAUUAUCGCGUAUAACUUUAGUUGGGGGCCGCUGCCAUGGCCGUGCACUAGCGAGAUUUUCCCGACGCGAAUCCGUGAGCCUGGUGUUGCCUUUGGUGUUGGAUCGCAGUGGCUGUUCAACUUUGUUUGGAGUUUCUCGACGCCUUAUAUCAUGGCUGGUAUUGGGUGGGGUACGUUCCUCUUGUUCGGAGUGCUGGAUAUUUUUAUUGUGGCGUUUACUUUCUUCUGUCUCAAGGAGACGGCCGGAAAGACGCUUGAGGAAAUCAACGACAUGUUCGAUGGUAUUGAUCCGGACACUGAACAUGGUUGGAAGAGCAAUGACCUGGAUGAGACCACGGGCCCAAAUGCGCAAGAAUAUCUGGACCGCAUGGAGACUGCAGACACUGCAGAUACCGCGAAUAAGCAUACCGCCCACCUCGAGUCGACUGCUGGACGGACCUGA